Messenger RNA from Aplysia californica (California sea hare), 6429 nucleotides. RefSeq names its product cysteine and histidine-rich protein 1. The transcript has 5 exons. Gene Ontology annotation, cellular component: nucleus. The coding region runs from base 23 to 1063 and encodes 346 amino acids. The record is from RefSeq and is a predicted model, not a curated record. NCBI's taxonomy places the organism in Eukaryota, Metazoa, Mollusca, Gastropoda, Aplysiida, Aplysiidae.
CUAAAAUUUACAAACAAACAAAAUGGAGGAAGCAACAGUGUCGACUAUACAAGUGCUUCGCGAAUCUUCAGCUGACAAAGAGAAUGUAUCAUCGUACGAACCGCCUGCAAAGAAAACAAAAGUUGCAGAUAAAGAUGCAGAGAUCAAACACAAGCUGGAAGAUCGACUAAGCGGCAUUUUAUGCUGCGCUGUGUGUCUGGACCUACCGAAGACCUGCUACCAAUGUAGCAAUGGUCACCUGAUGUGUGCUGGGUGUUUCAACCACCUGUUGGCAGAUGCCCGAAUAAAAGAUGAAACUGCUACAUGUCCAAACUGUCGCUGUGAAAUAAACAGAAAUAUUUGCAUCCGCAACCUAGCUGUGGAGAAAGCUGUGUCAGAGCUGCCAUCAGACUGCUGCUUUUGCAAUCAACAACUGCCACGGUACCAGCUGGAUCACCAUCAAAGGGAACUGUGUCAGGAGAGGCCAUGCUCCUGUCGGUACGCUCGCAUUGGCUGCCACUGGGAGGGGCCCUUCCAUGAGGUGGCAGAGCAUGAGGAGUCCUGUGCUCAUCCCAAGAAGACUGGAGAAGAGGUUAUGGGAGCUUUGGAGCAACUGGAUGUGCAACGCCAGGAGGAAAAGAAGCUCUACAGCGACAUCUUUGCUCUGCUGUCCUAUGAGAAAAUCACCUUUAACGAUCUUCAACUGAAACCAUUCCGAACAGAUGACUUUAUCACAAGACUCUACUACGAGACGUCUCGUUUUACUGCCUUCAAUCAACAAUGGGUGAUAAGGGCCAAAAUCAAUUCUGACCACAAAAACCCUGCUCACACAGUCAACAGGUCACUGAACUAUCAGCUGGUUGUAAAGACAAAGCUAACAACCCCUAUGAACAUGCAUUUCCUGGCACUAAGUGGGCCUUUUGGUGGAGUCCAGAUGAAAUCCAAGAUUUACACCUUUGAAUUCAAUGCAGAGAGUACAGAGACUGACUACCUUGACCUUCCCAUAGACUCUGUGGAGUGCAACAAGCUGCUGGCCUCCAAAACCAUCAACAUUCGUUUAGUCAUGUUCCAGGUUACGAAAUAAAUAAAACCUUUUGGGAUAUCCCACAAUCACCCACUACCAACUCUGCUGUUUUUGUGCUCUCUAUCUCACUUUCUCCCUCUCUAGCACACACACACACUGACAUGUUCACACACACAUUCACAUACACUCACACUCACAAAUAUACGCAUACACACACACAAACAUUUUGCUCACCCUUCCACACUCAUGUACAAUGAACCUCGCGUUUACUGUACUCUGAAGAAAGUGUCCAUGUUCUUUUUUUAAUCAGUAACAGGCUCUGUCUCCAUCUCAUAUUGUAGGAAUCUAAAACUAGCUACCUCAGACCUAACUGCAAUAAAAUAAUUAAGCUGCAAGCAGUUGUGGCUGCAUCUUGGGGCAUUUUUCACCUACAAACUAUCAUAAGCAACUAGUGGUCACCUUACCAGUAGAUCAUUAGCUGUAAUGUUGAGUUUAUUUGUUGCAAUUUCGUAUCAAUGUUCGGCCUUUUAUAUUAUAAUGGUUUUACUCUUUGCCAUUUUGCAAGUUCAAUUGCAAGGAAAGCUAUAUUUACUUUUUUCUCUGUCUGCUGGGAUACUGUAUCCAACUCCGCCCUGACGGACAGGGUUGAGGCAGCCUGACUUCUAAAGUAUGUAAAUGGUGUCAAUGGGGGGCAUAAAACAUUCUACAGUGGUUGGUCUAUAAAAGACAGUAAAAUUUGAUACCACUGACAGUAAAAUUCUAUACCACUGAUCAGAGGCUGUCUUUUACAGACACCAGCCCAUGCAUUCCAUACUCAUGCAUAAUAAUUAUAUCUUCAAAUGGGAUGGAGUUGUCUGUUUCUACAGGAUUUGGUGGGUGGGGGUUACAGGUGCUGAACAUGGAUGUUCAGUCUAGUUGUGAAACUUACCACUAUCGUAGAUUCCAGCCCCUGACAGUGAACAAUGAUUGCUGUGGCACCAGGCAGUCUAGACUUGUUCCAAAUGAUGCAUCUUUGUGCACCAUUAUGUCAUGUACAGCUUCUAUUUUCCUCAUAUAUUAAGUACUUUAAAUACAAUGUAAUAGUGGAGGCCAGAAGGGUGGUGAUUUUUAUUUCCCUCAUAGCCGUAAUCUAGCCUAGUCCUACACGUGCAUGGAGGAAAAGAAAAUAUCUCAUUUUGUAAGUAAUAACAUUUGAUCAGAGAAGUUGGGUGUCAAAAGGGGAAAGGGACCAGAAAAAGCAGCUAUUUGUCAUGACCAAGGUAUUGCAGCCCACCUUUCUGAGAAUAGACACGUCCCAUUAACCCUUUGACUGCGCUGUAAAUGUAUCUCAUAUGUCUGGAUAAUUGGCCACCCAAUGCUGUGUAAACGUAUAUUGUACAACGGCUUAAACUUAAACAUGUGUUUGGUUUCGUUGAUAUCUCAGCUUCUACUAAGUUUUGAAUAAAGAAAGUGGCAUCCAAGAAAGCUUAUCAUUUUAGCUAUGGGGUCAUAUCUGAAGACUAUUGGACGGAAAGCGUGGGUUAUAUAACCAAAAACAAAGUGAGGUGUGUUGUUUUUCUUGCACACAUUGUGCGAGAUGGUUAGACCCAAAGCAUCGCCUCAAAAUGCUUGUCUCAGUACUUUACACUUGUUUACAUCGUUAUGGCUUCUUCUAUCUGAGUCUUGUCUAUGGAUUAAACCUUCUCUUCAUUUCUCUAACUAUUAAUAUGUAGUUUGACGAGAAGCACAAGCUUUGUUACUGAUGAAACUAAGCUUGGUGUGUUGUCUUUCUCACACACGUUGUGCAAUACAGAGCCAUAGCUUAGAAUUGGAGCGCUCGUCAAAUCGUAGUACUUUCAAGUUGCUUACAUCGUUAUAGCCUGUUCUGUGCUGGUCUUGUCAAUGGAUGAAUUCAUCUCAUUGUUUACCUUUCUAUGGGUAUAAGUUUUACUGAUCUUUCUUUUAUAAUAAGCGAACAGCUGUCAAUUAAAGAUUGUGACCUGUUGUGACUUACACACGGUAGAAUUUACCUUAGCCUGUGAGAUGCAUAUACGGUGAGCAGUCAAAGUGUUAAAUUUAAUUUAAAAUGCUCAAGUUUGAUGACAAGUUUGUUGGAUGCGAGGUUCACUGUACACACAUGUAUCUACGUCUGUACACUCAUCACUCCUGACUUGCAGCAGCCCCCACCCCCAAGCGAUCAAUUGAAUGUACAUAUUAUAUCUAGAUGUUAUUCCCAGUGUUCUUUGAGAGGGCUUAGUAAGUAAAAUGUAAAAUGGUAUGAAAGAAAAGUAGUGUACUUAUUCAUUGUUCCUGGUGGACCACAUGAGUCUGAAGUUGGCAACUACCCCCCACAUUAACUUAAUGUGCUGUUUGAAAUGUGUUUGUACAAAGCACCAUCCCUUAUAGGUUUUAGAUUAAUUGCACAAGCUCAUUCAUGCCCAAUUUUGUCAACAAGUAAUGUUGUUUGUUAUGAGACCUGUCCAGAUGGGGAGGGUUUUUUUUGUGUGUGUAAACAUCAAUAUUAUGAGUUAAGAGAUAGGCAUUUCAGGAUAAAUAUAUAUAAAUAUAUGUUCUGCUUUUUAGAUAUAGCUUAACCUAUUUUCAAGACUUUAGCGCCAUUUAUUUAUUUCUUGUACUGCUGUGCAUAAUAACAAAUCUGUCUUUGUUGACUUUGAUACCCAAAGGGCUACUUUUUGUCUCUGUACUUGAGUAAGUAAACACUGCGUACAAUUCUUGCUUUCAUGUUGGUUUUCAUUUAUUAGAAGGUGCCUGUGGAUGGGUCUUAAAAUGUUUGUAAUAUAAUGUGUCAUCGGAGUUUGAGUUGUUUUUGCCUUUUUUUUAAAUUUUAUUCCAUUAAGUAAUUUUUAAGUAUAUUCUUUUAAUUUUUUUUCCAUUGUGGUCUUAUCUUGCAUUCAAGUUUGUUUAUUUCUUUGUAUGAUUUUUAAAGUUCGUUUGUUUAGUCAAGUAAGUCUCUGUUUUGUGUCUGUAUACAAUGUGCCUUCUUAAUUAACCUGUUUGCUAUGUCUCGGUUUUAUUCCCUACAAUGACACUGUUCAUUAUAUUAGCCUGUGCCAUCAGGAUACACUCUAGGAAAUUUUUAUUUUUUUUAGCCAUUUCUUAUCAGUUAUGAGUAUGCUUUUUGCAGAGUAUACCUUAUGAAUGUAUACUUUCCAGACAAACGAUAACAUUUCUUAAAAAUUGUUUUCAUUUGACACAUUUUAGUGAAAUUCAAGGUCCCAGGAUUAGAUACUCUCAGUUCCUAUCAAAGGGACAUGUCAUGAUGUUUAUCCUACGUUGUUCUGGUGUAGCCUAGCAUAGUCUUCAGUGUAUGAGUUUCAGAAUUGUCUUCAAUAUCGGUUUCUAGUCUGGUUUUCAUUCUUUGUUUCACUGAUAUUCUCUUUUGAUAUUGUAAUUAGGUGGCAGUAUUAGGGAUUUGCUACCUGCAUUCAGUUUCUCUUUUGGGUUUUUUCUUUUGUGUUUAUUUCUUUUUUUUUUUUUUUCUUUUUUUUCUUCUUUUUUUUAGUUUCUUGGCCCAAGACUUUUAUAUCUCCUGGCUUAGAACAAUAUUUUUGUAAGUUUUGGCUGUUUCCAAGGUCAAUUCUUUGGACUUAAUAUAUCCCUUUUGACCUCUUACUUAAGCCGAUAGCUUGCCUUCAGAUCAGGAUAUGAAGACCUUGCAGGAAAAAAAAUUAAUUUUUUUAUUCUUCGUGCCCCUCUUUGAUGCUUGAUGCUGUGUUACCUGGAACAAAGCAGUGAUAAUUAAUGAAAUGAAUUCAUGUAGUUAACUAAUGAAGACUAGUGUAAAUAUAUACUUACUUUGUAAUGCUCAGUUUGACUGUGAGAUCAUAUAAUGUAUAUUCUUUUCCUUUCUUAAAUGUGUUGAAUAAUUAUAUGUUAUUUGCAAAUAUGUAUGAGUGGUGUAGCGGUUAAACGUUUCGCCAUUGCUUGCAGAAGGCAUGGGUUUUGAUUUACAUGUGGGGAGAUUUUUUUGAGUAUGUCCGUCUUUCUGCUAGGACAACUCCACCCAGAUUGGCCCCGACAUGCCUACCUCCUAAAUGAUCUGAAUUUUAGUGAUACAGGGCAUAAAACAUAUACAGACACACAAUGUGUAAAAUUUCUUAGAUUUCACACUGAAAAUGGGGCAAACUUUAUGGAAUCUUGUGCUGUAUCUUUCCUGAAACAAAUUGGGCUAAAAUAUUAAAAUGCUGUUUUUAUUCUAACUCUUAUGUUGUGGCUGUUUAAGUGGCAGUGACUUCAUGGAACCUACAUUAUGCUUCAGCCUGUUCAUCUCCCCUGUGAUUAUUGUAUGCUUUUUUUAAAUGUGAAGGUGAAUAAUGUCUUAAGAUGUAUAGUGUAACCAUUUUUCAGGAUUUUGACGUAAUACUUUAAAAUAAGAUUUGAGAAUUAAAGGAGAGUAUAUAUGGUAGCGAGUUUAUGCUUCUCAUUUCUCUCUAACUGUGGAUCUAACUCAUUUCCCCCCCCCCCCCCCCCCCCCCCCCAACAAAUGUGUGCUGGUUCAGAUGAAACUCUGCUGAUAAAUGUGUGAAUGUUCAUAUGAAACAUUGCAAUAUUUGAUUAAUUAUACGGUUAUCAAACAUGUGAAAAGAAAAUAAUGUUUCACAAAUGUGUGCACUCUGAACCAGACAUUAAAUUUUCGAGAAAAUACUGAACACCACCAAGUAAAAUUUCAUUCUUUACCAUUUUGGUCAGCUUGUUAAGGGUUGUUCGAUUCAAUAAUCUACUGUCUUUCAUUUGCAUUCUGAAAGAUUUUCUGUGGUUGUACAGUUUGGAAACAAAUUAGUACUUUUUUUUUUUUUCUUUUAGUAUUAGGACAGCUUCUAAAUGUAGAUUCAGCCUGGUGCGAAUGGCUGCACACUUGUUAUAGUCAACCACAAGGCAGCAAUAGCUAAUUUUUAAAAUGAAACUUGUUCACACAUCAAAGUUGUUUCCCAUGAGACAUGCUUUUUGUUGCAAAUAUAUAUCUUUUUGUUUCUGUUGUUUUUGGUUGUUGUUUUUUUGUGUGUUUGUGUUUGAAUUUGGAAAUUUGAAUAAUAUUGAACCAGUUGGGAAUUUUGAGUGGAUAUUAUUUUUUGUGUUGUAAUAAUGCUAUUGCAGUUUGUACUGAAAUAUGAAAGCUGUGCUAUUGUUACUGUACUACCUUGUGAAGUUUAUGGUCACAUCUAUUCAUCAACACAACUACCUUUUACAGAAAAGAAAAACAGGUAUUGUCUUUUUAUUUCUUUUACUUUUGUUAUUUUAUCUUCUUUUUUUUUGGGGGGGGGGGGUAAUUUUUGUCAUGACAAUUAUGACAAAAGAUUGUAAUCUUUAUGUCUACACUGGACAUGGUUUUCUCAUGUUCUACAAAUACCCUGUGAGAUUACUUUCAGAAUACAGUUCAUUUGCAAAGCGGAAAUAAACAGUCUAUAGUAGCACUAUAGACCAAGACU